AUGGGGCGUUGGUCAGGCCCCCCCUGCCACCCCACUGUAGGCCAAGACCAGAGUUUCUUCGUUCAUGGCACCGGGCGUUCCCGAUACGGAUGGGCUGGUUCUGGCAGAGGAGCGCCUGUGCGCAAAGGGAUAAAAAUGGAGUACCGUAAUGUCUGCACUCCUAAACUGUACAAGUCCGUUAUCGAAGACGUGAUUGAAGGUGUACGGGAGCUCUUUACAGAAGAAGGUUUAGAGGAACAGGUUCUGAAAGACUUGAAGCAGCUUUGGGAAACCAAGGUGAUGCAGUCUAAAGCAACAGAAGGCGUCUUCAGACGUAGCCACCAUUGUCCACAGUUUACCCUGCAGUUGCCGCACAAUUUUCACCAUGUUCUGCAGGCUUCAGCAGCUUCUUUAGUCAUCCCAAGUGGUAGAGGCUUUCAGCAUUACACAGCAGCAGACCUGGGUGCUUCACGAGCGGGCACAAGUCUUACUCUCCCUUCCAGUAUUGCUUAUCCUAUACAUGUACCAGCUGGAGUGACUCUACAGACAGCAUCUGGACACCUUUAUAAGGUAAAUGUGCCAGUUAUGGUUAUGCAGGCCCCAGGAGAUGCAAGUAUUUUACAUCGUCCCGUUCAGCAGAUAUUUCGGGCCCUUGGGCAACCAUCAGUUCUGCAAACCAACGUUGCCAGUGUUGCACAGGUGAAUGCAUCUUCUGCCCAGGCAGCUGCUGAAACAUUGCAACCCCAGGAGACUGCUGUCCAACAGACCAUGGUAUCUCAACCGAAUGCCAUGGAAAAAACACACCUGGAGAACUCUGCCAAUACUACAUUGGUCCAGCAGCCUUCUGUGAGGCAGCAGCAACUUGCAGCUAAUGGAGCGUUGACUCAGCAUGCAGACUCAACAGAAAAAUCCCAGCAUGGCAAUCUUCAUACAGCUGUGUUUACUCCAGUUGCUGAAUCCUUGGCAAACAACUCAAGCAGUGUACUGCUGGAUGUGGAGGGGCAGUUAGACAUUGAGCUUCAGCAGUCAGUGCAACAGCAAGUGUUUGAUGAUAUCAUUGACCUGAUUAUCGCAGGCAAAAAUGUGGAUGAUAAUGCUGUUCUGAAAGAUCAGGACAGCAUUGCUUCCUCUCACAAGAUGGAACCUACUGAGCAGAUGGAAUCUAAUUUACGAUCAGAGAAGGAUAUCUGCAGUGACACUGAAAGCAUAAUUCAGCUAGAUGGAACUGGUGAUGUUUCUCCCAAGGAAGAAGAACCACAUACAAAAGAUAGUGAAGAGAAUGAAUUCAUUGGCAUUAUUGAAUCAGAGGAUCUAAGAGUUCUGGAGGAUGAGGAAGAUGAUGAUGAAGAAUGUGACAGUAUUUCAGAUACAGAGUCUAGCAGCAGUGGUGGUGAUAAUGAAGAGCCCCAACUAGAUAUAGUUGAGGAGGACCCCUUAAAUUCUGGUGAUGAUGUCAGUGAACAGGACACUCCAGACUUGUUUGACACCGACAAUGUGAUAGUUUGUCAGUAUGACAAGAUACAUCGAAGUAAGAACAAAUGGAAGUUCUACUUAAAAGACGGAGUGAUGUCCUUUGAGGGUAAAGACCAUGUUUUUGCAAAAGCCAUUGGAGAUGCGGAAUGGUGA
Messenger RNA from Pelecanus crispus (Dalmatian pelican), 1605 nucleotides. NCBI's taxonomy places the organism in Eukaryota, Metazoa, Chordata, Aves, Pelecaniformes, Pelecanidae. The record is from RefSeq and is a predicted model, not a curated record.